CGUUUUUUCGACGCCAUAUUAGCUGCUAUCCAUGCCUCGACACUCGUGUACCGAGGCCUGGGCAAAUCCGUUCGAAAAUUGACUCGUAUCAAGUCGUGAAAAAUCCACAUGGAACGUGCCUGUAUUAAAAAGCAUUCAAUAUCAAAUCUAUCCUUAAAGUAGUAUUUUUCACACUGUGUGAAAUCAACUAUUUGUAUCUGACCAUUGACUAGAUAAAGGAUAGUACUUUAUCUUCAAAAUAUUCACUAUUUAGUGACAUCGUUUUAAAAAGAAAACUACAUAAUUAUUUAACAGUGAGUGAUCGCAACAUUUUGACAGAUGCCAAGCGUUAAGGAUGAAUCUGAGGCAGAAGGAGAAGAAAUGUCUCACGACAGCAAUGAAAGUAAUCAAAGCUCCGCGUCGUGUGACAGUAGUGCAGAACAUAGCGACAGUGAUGAUUCUUCGGAAAUGGAUGAGGAUGAAUGUGAAAGGCGACGUAACGAAUGCAUGGAAAACUUAGUAGAUUUAGAAAGACAAUUUACGCUUCUCAAAGAACAGCUUUACCGUGAAAGAAUUACACAAGUAGAUACAAAAUUGGGGGAAGUUCGAGUUGGAAAAUCUGAAGAAUAUUUAGUACCAUUGGAACGUCUAAAAGAAAAUAUGAAGACCAAAACAGAAGUAGCUGGAAUAUUAAAACAAUAUAGACUACAAAAUAUCCAAAAUAAAUUCUUAGCGGAGGAACAAGCUGCAUUACAGAAUUUUGAAAGUGAAAAAGAAUUAAUUUGGGAUUGCAUCCAUAAUGAUUUACAAGAAAAAAUACGUAGACUAGAAGAAGAUAGGAAUAAUGUUGAUAUUCAUGCAGAUCUGUGGUUAAAUUCUAAUGGUAGAAGGCGCAGAAACCACACUGAAAGAAGAAGAGCUGUUUCAGUUGCUGGACCUUAUAUCGUUUACAUGCUUAAUGAUGCGGACAUCCUUGAAGAUUGGGCGUUGAUAAAGAAAAGUCUAAGUAGUCGAAAAACUGAAAUAAUAUAAUACUACGUAUACAGUUAAAUAGACGCAAUUUUUUAAAAUAUUACAAUCUUGAUAAUGUUAAUGUGUCGCCCUUUUAGAAGUAUAAGGUGUAUAAAACAUUUUAAAACAUUCAUUUUAGAAUACUGGCACUUCCUUUACAUUUGUAACAUAUAUAGAGUGCCUUCUGUAAAACACUUUGAUCUCUGUACAACUAUUUUAAUUGAUAGAGUAAUGAUGUAAAUGAACCGACGGAAUUUGAUAACAAAGAUAUCUAUGCCUUUGAAAACGUAA
Bombus impatiens (common eastern bumble bee) is the source of this 1281-nucleotide messenger RNA. RefSeq names its product breast cancer metastasis-suppressor 1-like protein (gene Brms1). Bases 319 to 1011 code for a protein of 230 amino acids. Gene Ontology annotation, molecular function: histone deacetylase binding. Gene Ontology annotation, biological process: negative regulation of transcription by RNA polymerase II. The record is from RefSeq and is a predicted model, not a curated record. Lineage: Eukaryota; Metazoa; Arthropoda; Insecta; Hymenoptera; Apidae. The transcript has 3 exons. Gene Ontology annotation, cellular component: Sin3-type complex.